AAUGGCUGCCACUCGACGGCUUUCUUGCUCCCCGAGAAUAAAAGACGACAUUGGAGGGUCAACGAUGCCCCAAUCAUCGCUUUGAGGCCGCUGUUACCCCCGGUGAGACAGAAGAGGCAGAUUAAGCUGCUUCCGUGGCCUUGCUGCUCUCCCACAAUGCAUUUCCUGAGAUUGUUGUGAUCUCAGACAGACCUAUGUAAACUGUUGCUGCCAUUCCAGCUAGCCCAAAUCCAAGCAACAAAUCAGGAAGGUCCUGCCCUGCGCAAGCUUGUUCAUUGUCUUACUGCAAUCAUGUCUGGUUCUGGUGAAUUACCUGCCCUAGAGGGUUCUGGGAUGGGGGGAAUGAAACUUCCCAUCGGAAUGACUCGUCGUGCCAUCAGCUACGACGAUAACCUGGAGGCCCCCAUGUCCACCCCGCCCCAUGACAUCAGCAUCAACAACCUGUGGAGGCGGCCCGUCAUCCCUGCCAGGAAGUUCUCACAGCUGGCUGAGGAGGACGAUAAUGGUGCUGUCAAGCAGUCUACGUCGCAGGACAGCGUCUCCUCCAAGUCAGCAGCUGUAGUGAAGACCAAGGCUUCCUCAAUCAUCAUGAAUUCUCUUAUCACCAAACAAACUCAGGAAAGUGUGUACAAGUUUGAGCAGACAGCAGGACUCACUGAUACCGGCUACACCCCCCACAAAGGCCUCACUGCUGAGGAGACGAGACACCACCAUCGCGUGCCUGAAUCUCUUCAGAAACUCCAGAUCCAGAGCAUGGAGGUCAGAGAAGAGAAGCCCUCUUCGGCCCAGUCCACUCCAUCAAACACCCCACACAGCUCUCCUAAACAACAGCGCAGGGGCUGGUUUGGCAGUACAGGUUCAGAGGUCAGCCUGAGCUCCUCAAACAGCAGUGUGGACAUGGGUGGAGACCCGAUGGCAGGAGGACUGGGUGUUUCGGUGGAGCGGUGGGGUGUGUUCGGUCCUCGGCCCCGCACCCAGAGUUCAGCAUCUGAUCUAGGACCCGAUGGCACAGCUGCAGCCGGCUUUGCACUGCAGGCGUACCGUGGAGCCCAGAAGCCGACCCCCAUGGAAGUGAUGAAGUCACAGGCCACACGACUGGCUGAAAACCCUCAGAAGGCAUUCCCGCCCAUGGAGAUCCCCACAGUGGAGGGCCGCCGGCAGGGAGCGCGACCACACAAGCUCAAACACCGCGACAUGAACGUCCUGACGCCCUCCGGCUUCUAAGAGGAACCCUGGCGACGGCCGUCAGACACUGAAGGUCCUGAGAAGUGAAAAAUCUUCUCUGCUUGCUGUUAACACUUCACAUUUGUUGACUUGUCAUCCAACCUCUCCAUAAAUAAUGGUCCAUCCCUGUCCAAAGCCGAUAAGUUUGGUUUAUCGUGGUGUAGGACUCAUUUUCAUUCACAGAGAAGAUGGAAGGGAAACCUUCAGCUAACUUCCACCAUCCUUGGUCAAGUUUAAACCACUAUUAUCCUCUGUAGCGGUACACACAUUAUUUAUUUGUCUAAAAAGGAUAAGUGAACUUUGCAGUAUAGCUGGACUUUUGCACAGUUGAGAUCAGAAUUAAAACGAUGAAGGAAUCCAUCCCGACAUGUGCCAAGUUCUCAGACUAAAGCCAGAACACAAACAUUCAGAUCAAUCACUUCCCUGAGAAAAGACAAAAAACCCAGCCCCUCCUCACAGAUCCACUUUUGGACACCUGAUUGAUUGGAGCUCGUUAGUGUUGCUGAUUAACAGAUGCUUCGUCUGAAGUUUUUCUUGAAAGUGCCUGCCAUUUUCACACACCUUCCAAACCAUUUCCUGCAUCCUACUAGAGGUUAUUGCCCAUCCUUCAACUUUACGUCUUUAAUAUGGUUAUGCUUUAGAUAAUCUAAAUAAAGCAGAUUAUCUAAAUCUUUGUAAACUUUUGGCCUGUUUGCAACCUCUGUUAUCAUCUGGUAGUUAAUUGUCCCUCUGGACCAUCGGUAUCCGUUUGUUCCCGUAAGUUAUUGCUUGAAUGACGAAAACUCCCAAAACAGUUUUAACCAACUUUCAUCAGCAGAAUUUACAUAUUUGUCGGGUAAAAUAGAGCAUUUCUCAACUGACUCCCUCACCAACACUUGUGAUGAUUCCUCCCCUGUGGUGUUUUUAAGGUGAGCCGCUAGUCUCCAGUUCUCUUAAAUGGUGUAGCCACUCGGUGUAACUGUUGUGCUGUUAACUUGUUAACCAGGACGUCUGUAAAAGCAUGCCGCUUUGCUCUCAUAUUCAUCUCUAAACGUUUCUCCUUCCGCUUGUUGAUUUGCAGAAGUCCGCUCACCAGUCCUGAUGAAAAUAGCGGCUUCCUUACGGACGCAUUUGCUCAUCUGAUGGUGCAGAUGAUUGUGUUCUCCAUUUAAAAUGAUCCCAUAUAAAUGCACUUUAUCCUCACCACAAUCUCCCGCUCAGUUCUACAACUCUGCUGAGAUCGUAGCGUGUCACACAGCCAUCCAAAAUCCAUCACAAAAUUUCCCAAAAAACCGAGAUACUUGUAUCCUGCUGGUCUCAAAAAUCUCUCAUUUCUCUUCGAAAGAGAAUAUUUCACUGGAGCAGGAUGAGACUAAGCAACGAAACCAACAGAACAAAGAUAUCGUAUAUUGUAAAAAUGUUUCUCAGGAAAAUUGGCAGGCUCCUGCUCACUGAAACGUUCCCUUUCUUUUUAAUUUUUUAAUUUUUUUUUUUUUUUUUUUUUUACUGUUAACACAUUUCAUUCCAUCUCGAGAUCAAGAGACAGCAAGUAAAAAAAAAAAGGUCCUUUUGCGUGUUUGUGUGUGUACAUAAGUGUGAGCUACCAAGAUGUUUAUUCUGACAUGCUUUUUAUGGUUUUUCGAUCACUGAAACUGACCAAAAUAGAAAAACAAAAUAUUAAAUAGAAGGGAUGUCUUUCAGUAUUUAAACUAACUUGAACUCAUUUUUUUUUUCUUUGUUUGAAGGAUUCUGGUUCUCACAAGUUGUGAAACUCAACGUUGUCUAGAUGUGUGUCAACUGAAAUCAAAUGUUUUGCGAAUUCAGCUGCGUCUUGCAGAAACCUUUUGUUGCUCUGAAAGAAUGAGACUUUUUGACACUUCUGCACCCAUUAAAAACAACAAUAUGUAGGAUUAUAAUUUAAGAGGUGCGUCUAAUAUUCUCCCCUGUUACAAAUGUGUCACGCAUUCCUAGAGACCUAGUUUACACAUUACUGAUUUAAAUGCAAGGUUUCCUCAAGAUCAUUUGUGAAAAGCUUCAUAGAUAAACACAUACUUCACUGUUCAACGAAAUGCAGCUCAUAGUUACUGUUUUGCACUGAUGAAGUGGAACCAUCUAUUUCCUGGUCAUAGAUGUAUGUUAUGUGAUGCAACAACAGCAAAUCAUUAUUGUUAUUAUUAUCAUCCUUAUUAUUAUUAUUAUUACUCCAGCCGUAGCUCUGCUGUGGUGAUUGUCUGAAGUCUUUGAUUCCUUUGUAAAACAAAUCUGAAGCUGGACGCAGAGGAAAAGGCACUCUGCCAUCACCAAUGUAGACAGUAGCUGUAACUGGUUGAAUUUAGUGUUCAGUGUGACACUUGUCCCUUUAAAACUGACUGAAACCUCAGUUAAAUUACCCGUCUGUAACCAUAACUGUUGUACUGACUGUUAACCAUGUUUUUCCCAUGUGAUGAUUUAAGAGUAUUUUAUUUGAUUUAUUGUUCGUGUACAGUUUAGUUUUCUUUACCAACAUGAUUUGAGAAUAAAUGUUAACAUUCUCAUGAAAAAAAC
Molecule: messenger RNA, 3747 nt
Organism: Cololabis saira (Pacific saury)
Lineage: Eukaryota; Metazoa; Chordata; Actinopteri; Beloniformes; Belonidae
Product: putative monooxygenase p33MONOX
Exons: 9
Coding region: 292-1224 (310 amino acids)
Cellular component (GO): cytoplasm
Source: RefSeq, a predicted model, not a curated record